UUCAUUGUCGUCCCGUCGUAUCCCAUGCUCUCGAGCUAAAGGAGCUGAUUUCUCUCUUUUUUUUUUUUUUUUCUUUCUUCUCCCACCAAAAGCUCUCUCGAUCCCAUCGACGACAAAAAGAUGAACAAGAAGAACCCAGAUCAGAAAUCAGAUUCUUCAUCUUCUCAGAAGAAACAAACCCUCUUCAUAUCAUCAUUAAUCAUCCUAUGGUACACAUCCAACAUCGGUGUUCUUCUCCUCAACAAGUUCCUCCUCUCCAAUUACGGUUUCAAAUUCCCUAUUUUUCUCACAAUGUGUCACAUGUCCGCUUGCGCUAUCCUCAGCUACGUCUCCAUCGUUUUCCUCAAGCUCGUCCCUCUUCAAUACCUCAAAUCUCGUUCUCAGUUUCUCAAGGUCGCGACUCUCAGCAUUGUCUUCUGUGCCUCCGUCGUCGGUGGUAAUAUCUCCCUUCGUUACCUCCCUGUCUCGUUUAAUCAAGCCGUUGGUGCUACGACGCCGUUUUUUACUGCGCUCUUUGCUUAUAUUAUGACCUUUAAGAGAGAAGCUUGGGUCACCUAUGGUGCUCUCGUCCCCGUUGUUACCGGUGUCGUUAUCGCUAGUGGGGGUGAACCGGGUUUUCACUGGUUUGGAUUCAUUAUGUGUAUUAGUGCUACUGCUGCAAGAGCUUUUAAAUCUGUUCUUCAAGGCAUCUUACUUUCUUCAGAGGGAGAAAAGUUGAAUUCGAUGAAUUUGAUGCUUUACAUGUCCCCAAUAGCUGUCAUCGCUCUUCUGCCCGUCACAAUUGUUAUGGAACCGGAUGUGAUGAGUGUGACACUAUCGCUCGGAAAACAACAUAAGUACAUGUGGUUACUUCUCCUUGUUAACUCUGUAAUGGCUUAUUCCGCCAACUUGUUAAACUUUCUGGUAACCAAGCACACAAGCGCGCUUACCCUCCAGGUCCUUGGAAAUGCUAAAGGAGCGGUUGCAGUUGUGAUAUCGAUCCUGCUUUUCCGAAACCCGGUCACAGUGAUGGGAAUUGGCGGGUACAGUAUAACCGUUCUCGGUGUUGUUGCUUAUGGAGAGACUAAACGCAGGUUUAGAUGAAGCUGAGAGACUGAGAUGUUCUCUUACUCAUUUUUGUAUCUAACCUAUAGACAUAUAUAUUAUAUACAUAGGUAACUGUAUCACACUUUGUUAGAUUACUUAUGUUUUUUUGGUCUGGUUAUGAUGAUAUGCCAUUGUUGUUGCGUUGCAAGUUGCAACAACACUCUUUCUCA
This is a messenger RNA of Camelina sativa (false flax), 1256 nucleotides long. RefSeq names its product putative sugar phosphate/phosphate translocator At3g10290. NCBI's taxonomy places the organism in Eukaryota, Viridiplantae, Streptophyta, Magnoliopsida, Brassicales, Brassicaceae. The record is from RefSeq and is a predicted model, not a curated record.